Molecule: messenger RNA, 2217 nt
Organism: Encephalitozoon cuniculi GB-M1
Lineage: Eukaryota; Fungi; Microsporidia; Unikaryonidae
Exons: 1
Coding region: 1-2217 (738 amino acids)
Source: RefSeq, marked provisional
AUGGGUGGAAGAGAGCGCACUGAAUGGACAACCUUUGAAAAGUACAUGGAUGCCAUUCUCUUUACUCCAGGCCCCCAAGACGAGCCGGACUCCCGGGGACCUAGGGUGUCUUCCUAUAGAGGCGGGCUAGAGAAUGGUCCUCAGGUGACGGAGGACAGAGAAGUGCUUGUCGCGAUACUGAGACGAAGGAUGAAUCUGCUUUCUGGGCUCAGGGUGGUUGGCGCGGGGCCAAUGCGUAUUCUUGGGGACGACAAUGUUGAAAUGAAUGUGAUUAAAACCAGUGGAGAGUGUGAGAAGAAGAGUGGGACUCUUGGGUCUGUUGCUGUUGGGGCUGAUGUUUACGAUGCUGUAGGGAAUGAGAUGGUAGUAUCGAAGACCAGGGACGACAGUUUUUUGUAUGUUAGGAAAAUGAUGCCUGGCUUUGAGGCCCGGACGGAGUUCCUGUUUAGAAGAAGCUUGGAUGUGGUGGAGAGCAGAAGAACGUUGUCGUUUGCUGAACUGCACAGCGCAGCAAAGAAGGAUGGGUUUCUGGGCCUUGUGGUGGUGGAUGGAAAGCCUGUGGUUUUGAACAAGCCCUGCAGGGAGGUAAGUGUUGGGCUUCGGAGCAAGGAUGAGGGGAUUAUGGGAAAUGGCAUCCGAGGGGCAUUUACGAUUCGGCUGGACGGGCUGGACGGGUCUGGAAGAGAGGUGCAGAGUGUGAAACUGAUGUGCGGGUACCGGCGGAGCGAUUUUAGUGUUCAGUUCGACUAUCACAGGAUACACAGGGUGAUGUCUAGAGAGAAGCUAGUGGGGUAUUACCUGGACAACAAGAACAUUCCACUUGGGAGGCUCCUCGAUGGAAUUGUAUGCAUUUCGCAGCCGGGAAGCCUGAGAGAAAACUGUCUGGGGUUCUUAGAGCUGAAGACAAGCCUGUUCUUUGGAGAAGCACAGAUAUCGCCAUACGAUCUUGGAGGGUCGCUGCUGUUUUUUCUCUGGAUGUUUGGAGGAGAAGGGCUGUCUCUGACAACAAACAAGAUCAUAGAGUAUAUUGAAUAUGUGCUUAGCGAGCUGGAUGUUUGCAGGGACUCUGUCAGGGAUCUACUGUUUCUACACGAAACAUGCAUUUUUAUAAACAUGGUUAUUUCGUCUUCAUUCCGGGUCUGGAGAACAGGAAACAGCAAGAACCGAUGGCUUGGGGGAACCGGACCUGAGAGUCGGUGUGGAUGGACUGGAAGGCGUCAUGUCUGGACUGGGACUUGUCUGGGAGAGUCCUGUGUUGUCUCUGCCUACUACAGGCGCUCCCCAGGAACCUUUGUAUUCACCCUGCAGAGAGAUGGGUGUGGAGAGAGAAUUUGUAGAGGAGAUGCAAAGCCCAUUGUAAGAAGCUCUAUCGGAGAUCUUCUGCUUGAAAGUCUCAAGGCCUCUAGGACUGAGCGUAUCGGAAACCAGUCUCUCGGGCUUGGCAGGCUUCUAUUGGUGUACAGAAGGCUGGAUAAGAUUUCGAGGAAGGGCCUUGGGGGGUUUAUGGAUGAAGACGAGGUCGGCAGACUUGUUGUCUCUAUCCUUGAAGGAAAUGGCGUGCAUGAGAAAGAAGUACUUCUUCUGUGCACUAUUGUCAAGGACAUUUCGCGCAUUGUUCCCGUGAAGGUGUCUGUUCUUGAUAAGGCAUUGGUCAGAUGCAUAGUGGGUGUUGUCUCGAUGUUCAGGAAGAGACUGCGGAACCUCCUGAGAAAAGGAGAAGGAAGUGCUUCGGAUGUCUUCUUACCAAUAAGACGCUUCUAUGGAAGACUUCGGUAUCUGGGAUCCCGGAUCCACGAGGAGGUGUUCGAGAGUGACCUCCACCACGCAAUUGAGGAGGAGUGUUUCCAUAGGCUCCGGAAGGCAUCUGGAGACGUCAGGAGCGGACUGAGGCAGGUGGGGCUCUGCAGAAGGGUGCACGAGGAGCACCUUCGGACUUUCAGCUCGCUGAGGCGUGAGAUAGAGCUCAGCUAUUGCCUAGAGGAGAAAAGGGCGCUUAUGAGGUUCUAUGAUGUCAAGAGAAUAAAGAGGGUACUGAGGAGUCCGGAGAUACUCGAGAAAGAGGUUUGCAAGAUGAUUGGAGAGGGAGCCACUGCAGACGACGACAUGCACAACAGAUACAAGCUGUAUCUGUAUGAGUGCAUCAAGGAGAAUGCCGGAGUGGUUUCUAAGGACAGAUAUGACGAGACGAUGGCGGCUGUAAAUAAAUGCUUCAUAUGA